CUUUAUGUCAAUGAUAAAAUAAAGGUAUAGUAACAGGCAGUCCGAAUUUGGAUCUGAAAGUGUUGUUCUUGGCAUAGUUGACCCAAUUCUCUUUUUCUGCUGAGUUUGUUUGAAGCUCCGGUGAUCUCUUUCUUCUCCGGCGAAAUCUACAUCUAAGUAGCUUGGAAAAAUGUCAGGGCAAACCAACCGUUUGGUUGUCGUCCCAACAGUUACGAUGCUUGGAGUUAUUAAAGCUCGCCUUGUUGGAGCAACAAGAGGCCAUGCUUUGCUAAAAAAGAAAAGUGAUGCUUUGACUGUGCAGUUCCGUCAGAUUUUAAAGAAAAUAGUAUCAACAAAGGAAUCGAUGGGAGAUGUCAUGAAAAAUUCCUCAUUUGCUCUGACAGAGGCCAAAUAUUCUGCUGGUGAGAACAUCAAGCACGUUGUCCUUGAAAAUGUCCAGACUGCUACUCUGAAAGUUCGAUCACGGCAGGAAAAUAUUGCUGGGGUGAAGCUCCCCAAGUUUGAGCACUUUUCUGAAGGAGAGACCAAGAAUGACCUGACUGGAUUAGCUAGAGGUGGGCAACAGGUACAAGCCUGCCGUGCUGCUUACGUGAAAUCUAUUGAAUUACUUGUUGAGCUAGCGUCACUGCAAACAUCAUUCUUGACUCUCGAUGAGGCAAUCAAGACAACAAAUCGGAGGGUCAAUGCCUUGGAGAAUGUUGUGAAGCCUCGGUUGGAGAACACAGUUCUUUACAUCAAGGGGGAACUUGAUGAACUGGAAAGGGAAGACUUCUUCCGUUUGAAGAAGAUACAAGGUUACAAGAAGAGGGAGGUAGAGAAACAGAUGGCUGCUGCCAGGCUAUAUGCAGCGGAGAAGUCUGCUGAAGAUAUUUCUUUGAAGAGAGGUAUUUCGCUUGGUUCAGCCCAUAACUUACUGUCCCAUGCUUCACAGAAAGAUGAUGAUAUUAUAUUCUGAUGUGGAGGUCAGCUUUUAUUAGUCACGUUUGUUGUCAAAUAUAGAUGGAUAAUAUUAUCAGAUGGAGAGAUUUUUCCUGUUUAAUAAGAGCUCUGUGCAUGUUUGUACUUGAUGAACUCUACGGGGAGCUGCCUCAUUGGUUAGUUUUGUGUGCUUUUUUCAAUUUUUUGAUUCAGUGACAGUCUUUUUUACCUGGAGAGCUGUUGGAUGGAAAUUUUAUUUUUGAAUAUUUUGCAUAAGCUUAUCUGAUAUUUCUUGUCUCAAAAUUGUGUCAUGUAUUUAAUAAUAUUAAUUCUCUC
This is a messenger RNA of Solanum pennellii, 1254 nucleotides long. Its product is annotated as V-type proton ATPase subunit D. NCBI's taxonomy places the organism in Eukaryota, Viridiplantae, Streptophyta, Magnoliopsida, Solanales, Solanaceae. Gene Ontology annotation, molecular function: proton-transporting ATPase activity, rotational mechanism. The record is from RefSeq and is a predicted model, not a curated record. Gene Ontology annotation, cellular component: proton-transporting V-type ATPase complex; vacuolar membrane. Bases 170 to 955 code for a protein of 261 amino acids. The transcript has 2 exons.